AUGGCCACCAGGUGGACAAAGGCACGGAAACGUUGGUCUCCAGAUAUUGCGAAAAAUUGUUACCCUAUGUACCACCAGCAGUUUGAGAUACUUGAUGAGGCAGAAGUCACAUGGAACCCGUGGACUCAGGACCAGCUAAAAAUGGUCUUUGAUGCUCGACACUUCACACCAGGCAUGUUGACCGAUAGUGCAUUCUGGCUGACUCGCUGCAACUUAUUGUUCCUGUGGCUAACCAAUAUGAGCAGGGGUUGGAGUUUAUACGAUUGGAGGGAAGAGAACAGUGAAUGGGUACACAAGUGGACAAAUGAAGCGCUAGCAGAUAUAGUGCGUCAACUUAGGCCGUACGAUGGAAGUACAGAUCAAGCGUACAAGCAGUGGUACUGCAUGAACACACGUGCUAGCCUGGCCAGUCAGCCAGCUACUAUACCAACACAUCUCACACAAGAGGAGCAGGCGCGGAGACAUGUUGAGCUGCAUGCAGCUUACUAUCGUGACCACCUGGACACACCUGAUGUUAAUUGGGGCGAUGAGAACACCCAACGCGGCGUCAACACAGGCCUCCGGGGAGCAUCACAUGAUCAUGGCGUCAACACAGGCCUCCGGGGAGCAUCACAUGAUCUUGGCGACACGGUUACAUCAUUAGUUACAGAGUUCUUCGGAGGGGAUGUUAUUGGCCCAUCUUUUAUCCCCCCGGAGUCACAACCAUACGCCUACAAUUACGCUUCAGGUUCGCAACAAGGAUUCGCGACUCCACCACCUACGCAGGACUCGCAGACACAUGAAGCCGAAUUGGAGUACGGCCGCGGUCUUCGUGUGACCCGGCCACCUAAUCGCUUGUCCCCUUCCGGUCGUAAGGAAAGGCCAGGUGGUCAUCGUAAAGUAGGGUGAUUCAUCUAUGCACGUGCGCGACCCAUUGUAUCUAUAUAUGUGUGUAUCAGACUUUUCGAUUUGAACAUCUAUGUUUGCUGAAAUAAAAAUGCACCAGUCAGGAACAAU
Molecule: messenger RNA, 996 nt
Organism: Triticum aestivum (bread wheat)
Lineage: Eukaryota; Viridiplantae; Streptophyta; Magnoliopsida; Poales; Poaceae
Exons: 4
Coding region: 1-888 (295 amino acids)
Source: RefSeq, a predicted model, not a curated record